AUGAAGAAGAAGGACCAACGGAAAGCGAUCCUCUUCAAAAUACGCCAUUCCCUUUUAUCGAAAAAGACAACUCCGAAACGAUCUUUAGCUGGACGAUCACCGCAAUCAGUCUCGCCACCACACUCCUACAACUCCACUACUUUGAGUUCUCCACGCACCGGCUCACGCAAUGUGUCCAAUUUCGCAACGGGUAUCUCAUCGUCCUUUGACGACACUGACGGAUCCUUACGAUCUCCAUCAGGAAAACGUCACUCCACCAAUUGGCCAACAGAUGAACGUCGAGCACACAGUGAAGACUCGCGCUAUCCAUCAACCAGAUACAGUCGCGAAGAGGAAUCUGAAAGAGAUCUGAGAGCCAGUGCAAGUGGCGGCUCUCCACGCAGUUACCGAUCUCAUGACUUUGACAGAAGCCCUUUCCGACGACAAAGUUCGCACACUGGAAGUUUCAGAAGUUCCGAAGGAGCUUCUCGUAGCAGCCAUUACAGUAAAUCCGAUCUGAGCUACAGCCUCGAUUGA
Molecule: messenger RNA, 516 nt
Organism: Cooperia oncophora
Lineage: Eukaryota; Metazoa; Nematoda; Chromadorea; Rhabditida; Trichostrongylidae
Source: the annotation of a GenBank genome assembly